AUUAGAGGUUCACGGUGCCAUAAGCUCUAUCCUUAUCCGGGAGAAAGCUAAGUCUCUACACACACGCUUCACGCCUGCAGCUAAGGAACCCGUACCCAGUACCAGUGCUGCUACCCCCACACCCGAGACACCUCCGACACCUUUCCAAGCCAGCAAGGGGUGGUUUGAGAAUUUCAAGCGUCGAUUUGGCCUGAAGAAUGUGAAGAUGACUGGGGAGGCUGCGUCAGCAGACACCAUGGCUGCAAAAACUUUCCCAGCAGAGUUGAAAGCAAUACUCGAGGAGCAGAGUUACAAGCCAGAACAAGUUUGGAAUAUGGACGAAACAGGUUUGUUCUGGAAAAAGACGCCACAGCGCACUUUCAUCGCCCAAGAAGAACGCCGUGCACCAGGAUUCAAGGCAGCCAAGGACAGGUGCACCGUGCUAUUUUGUGGCAAUGCUGCGGGUCACCUCAUUCGCCCAGGCUUCAUAUACAA
Homarus americanus (American lobster) is the source of this 474-nucleotide messenger RNA. Its product is annotated as tigger transposable element-derived protein 1-like. The annotation marks the transcript as partial. Gene Ontology annotation, molecular function: DNA binding. The transcript is spliced from 2 exons. Lineage: Eukaryota; Metazoa; Arthropoda; Malacostraca; Decapoda; Nephropidae. Gene Ontology annotation, cellular component: nucleus. The record is from RefSeq and is a predicted model, not a curated record.